AUGCAUUUCCCUACCGGCGCAGCUUUCAUUUCGCUUUUUCUGGCUGUGACUUGUGCUGCUCCGCUCUCCAAUUCUCACGAGCAUACCUCCCGCCGCAAAGUGACCUAUGAAGUUGUCAACGUUGCUGGAACCUCAACAACAUCUGUCGCGCCUGUCACCGAGACUUUGACGGAGACCAUCAAAUCUGUCACCACGGCUACCAAAGUAAUGCCCUCACCUGUGACUAUCACUGUGUUUGCGACAUCAACCAGCAAGCCAGUGUCAAGCUCGGUCCCCUCGUCCCAUGGUGCACCUCCUUCUGGGGCCAGCAGCGAUAUCCUCCGCCGCAGACUGGUGCCUACUAGUGUGCCAUCAUAG
Penicillium oxalicum is the source of this 357-nucleotide messenger RNA. RefSeq lists its product as uncharacterized. NCBI's taxonomy places the organism in Eukaryota, Fungi, Ascomycota, Eurotiomycetes, Eurotiales, Aspergillaceae. The coding region runs from base 1 to 357 and encodes 118 amino acids. The transcript has a single exon. The record is from RefSeq and is a predicted model, not a curated record.